Molecule: messenger RNA, 877 nt
Organism: Nicotiana tabacum (common tobacco)
Lineage: Eukaryota; Viridiplantae; Streptophyta; Magnoliopsida; Solanales; Solanaceae
Source: RefSeq, a predicted model, not a curated record
CCACCAGUGAAGACUAUCAAUUUAUAAUGUAGGUUUAUUUGGGGGAAGGAAGCCAAAUAUUUCUAGAACUGCACUUCACAUAGUGGCCAGCAUGAAGCGUGAUUGGAUGCAGACAGGGAGAAAGCCUAGUGGGGUAUGUGGAGCUGCACUUUACAUUGCUGCUCUUUCACAUGGACUGAGUUGUUCUAAACCAGAAAUUAUCAAAGUUGUGCACGUUUGUGAAGCAACAUUGACCAAGCGUUUGAUUGAAUUUGAAAACACAGAAUCUGGGAUCUUAACGAUUGAGGAGUUCAAUACAAGAGCUGAGGAGCUUGAGAAUGAAGAGAGGGUGCCCCUGCAACAUUGUUCGUGGUCAAAAGGAUCUGGGAUCACAGAAGUGCUAUGUGAACACAAGGGAAGUGUGACGCUGCCCUUUGCCCACGGUCUUUGUGAAAGUUGUUACAGUGAUUUUGUAAAACUUUCAGGUGGACUUGAUGGGGGAUCUGAACCUCCAGCCUUUCAGCAUGCUGAGAGGGAAAGAUUAGUGGCAAAAGAAGCUGCUGAGGAUCCAAAUUUUUCCAUGUCCAAUAAGGUGGAGAACAAUGGCACUAAGUAUUUGCAGCCUGAAAAGGGAAGGAACACUCAGAAUGUGACCGGGGAAAACAAUGUGCAGAUAUCAGGGUCUGAUCAGAUAGGGGCAUUCUCAGUGGCUAAAACUGAGCAUAAUGCGACUCGUGAUACAUUACAUGGCACGGAUUGUAUGGGUCCUGAUGAUCAUGAUGAAUCAGGAAUUUUUUUUGAUAUCGAUGAUGUAGAGGUGUGCUACUUCUUCUUUGUUGGUUUUCAUUUAGUAGGGGGUAACUCCACUGGUCAGGGUCCUUGAAAGUUCUAUUUAAAA